Messenger RNA from Lycium ferocissimum, 1120 nucleotides. Its product is annotated as ethylene-response factor C3-like. Gene Ontology annotation, molecular function: DNA-binding transcription factor activity; DNA binding. Gene Ontology annotation, biological process: regulation of DNA-templated transcription; ethylene-activated signaling pathway. The coding region runs from base 290 to 796 and encodes 168 amino acids. The record is from RefSeq and is a predicted model, not a curated record. NCBI's taxonomy places the organism in Eukaryota, Viridiplantae, Streptophyta, Magnoliopsida, Solanales, Solanaceae. The transcript has a single exon.
UCUAGUUGAAACAUUAUUCACAACUUAGAUGAAUAAAUCUGGUCUAACCCUUUUCAACAAAUCAUAUCAAUGAAAUCUAAUGCCACAUAUACCAUUCCAGUUAAAGAAAAAGAAAAAUGGAAGUUGUCAAAGAAUCUUGCAACAUGUUUUUUUUUACCUUCCAAUUUUUAUAACCCAAAAAUGCCUUCCAUUUUGUUCCUCUUCUUCAUCAGAAAACAUCUAUAAAAGCUAAUUUGUUAAGGUCUUGUCAGUUCAACAUUUUCUCCAUAAUCAUAAGGUUAGAGAUAUAAUGGAUUCUUUUAGAGGAGAACAAUUUUCAACAGAAACUAGCUCCUAUAAGGAUAUCAAAAUCGUAGAUGAAGAAGAGAUUACCUUCAAGAAUCCAGAAGAAAACACACACAAGGUAAAACAGUACAUUGGAGUUCGAAAGCGACCAUGGGGAAAAUAUGCAGCUGAAAUUAGGGAUUCAACAAGAAAUGGAAUUAGGGUCUGGCUUGGAACUUUCGAUACUGCUGAAGAAGCUGCUUUGGCUUAUGACCAAGCUGCUCUCUCGAUGAGAGGCGAAUUCGCUUGCCUCAAUUUUCCUGUGGAAAGAGUUCAAGAAUCGUUACGAGGAUUCAAGUGUAGUGGCAAUGACGGUUCAACAUCUCCAGCUGAAGUUAUAAAGGAGAAACACAAGAAGAGAAAUAGCAAAGGUAAAAAAAUAAAAGCUAAGGAAGAAAAUGUGUUAGUUCUUGAAGACUUGGGUCCUGAUCUGUUAGAUGAGCUCUUAUCUAAGUGUUCUACUUCUGAGUAAAUUUUUUUUUCUUUUUCUUUUGAUUUAUCCUGUAUUUACAGUCUUCUUGUUUUUAAUUCACUUAAUACUUUUUCCCCGAUAUUUUUGGAACAAACUCCCAAUUCAUGAAACCCCAAUAUUACAAAACCAGAACGCACACCAAAUUGACUUAGCUUACAGUUUAGUGAUAUCAGUGAGAGUUUUGGACACAAUAGACGUAAGUUUGAUUCUCACCAGCACCAUUCCCCUUUCCCUUUCCUUGAUCCAUCAAUGCAAUAGGAAAAAAAAAAAAAAAACUUUUUUGCAACAAAGAAAAAAAAAGUCUCAGGCAAAUAAUGAGCUUUC